This is a messenger RNA of Gossypium arboreum, 327 nucleotides long. RefSeq lists its product as uncharacterized. NCBI's taxonomy places the organism in Eukaryota, Viridiplantae, Streptophyta, Magnoliopsida, Malvales, Malvaceae. The record is from RefSeq and is a predicted model, not a curated record. The transcript has a single exon. Bases 1 to 327 code for a protein of 108 amino acids.
AUGAAACCAAUUCAAAUGAGUGUUUAUGAGGCUCCAGUUCAUUGUUGUAACAUUGAGAAGGAAGGAAAUGACAAUAACCCCUGGUAUCAAGAUAUAUUGCGAUAUGUGAGAGAUUGUCAAUACCCUGAGCAGGCCAGUGAAAAUGACAAACGAACUUUGAGGAGGUUAGCUUGCAACUAUGUUUUAGAUGGAGAUAUCCUGUACAAAAGACGAAAAGACCAAGUACUUUUGAGAUGUGCCAAUGCUGUAGAAGCUAAGCUAAUUUUAGAAGAAGUUCAUGAAGGUGUAUGUGGGACACAUGCAAAUGGAUUCAUGAUGGAAAGGUAA